ACACUUCCUUCUGAGCUGGGCCAAAUGGACUCUCUGGAGUGGCUCUUCGUUCCUCGAAAUGGCAUUAAUGGUACUAUCCCCACAGAGCUUGGGUUGCUUCACCAGAAUCUAUCAGUUCUUUCCCUCUUGGAAAACAAUCUAACCGGAACACUACCAAGCCAGCUAGGGGAAUUGACAUCAUCUACUGCAGUCAGCGUCCACAACAACCAGUUGACAGGGACCCUCCCAAGCGAGUUUGGACAGCUGACAUCGCUUACCAUGGGACUCACUUUCCAUAACAAUCAGCUUACAGGGACUCUGCCAACAGAGCUCUCCAGCAUACUCUCCCUGCAAAAUCUACAGUUCCAAAACAACAGAUUUAUAGGCCAGAUUCCCAGUGAGUUUGGUCUCCUUUAUUCACUCAGCUGGCUGGAAAUGGCAAACAAUUCCUUGUCUGGAAUUGUACCUCAAGAGCUUUCAGCACUGCAGCAAUCCCUCCACACAUUGACACUACAAGACAACCCUCUUUUGUCUGGAAGCCUACCAGAUGCACUUUGCCAACCAAUGGAACUUGCACCAGCAAUAUCUUGUUUCAGUGUGAAGGCAGCUAUGGCUUGUCCUUUGACUGUACCGACAUUUUGUGUGGUUGUGGCUGCAGCUUUGGAGCCAAUGGAGCAAACAGCACAGAGUGACUUACACUAUUACGGCACAAUCCAUCUUCCCUUGUUUCAAAUGAAGCUAUCCAUCCAGUGUGGAACUAAGCUAAAGUUACCAAUGCUAGCCUGA
Seminavis robusta is the source of this 765-nucleotide messenger RNA. The record is from the annotation of a GenBank genome assembly. Lineage: Eukaryota; Bacillariophyta; Bacillariophyceae; Naviculales; Naviculaceae.